Messenger RNA from Anopheles moucheti, 1313 nucleotides. It is a transcript of the gene Yeti, whose product is annotated as craniofacial development protein 1. The transcript has 2 exons. The record is from RefSeq and is a predicted model, not a curated record. NCBI's taxonomy places the organism in Eukaryota, Metazoa, Arthropoda, Insecta, Diptera, Culicidae. Bases 40 to 918 code for a protein of 292 amino acids.
CUUACCGUAAAGGCAGUAAUUAACACAGGGGUGCAAAAUAUGAACCAAGAAGAUUACCCCAGCGACAGUGACGCUAGUGAUGAAGACUUCCGCCCAGACAAAGAAGAGGCAGAUACCGGAAGUGAACUAGAGUCGAACGCCGAAGAAGAGCCUGAGGAUUCCAGCGAGCAAGUCGAAGAUAAAACCUCUGCCACGGUGCCAAACGGUGGUAAAAAGCGCAAACGAAAAUACAACACAGAUGGUGGCAACAGAUCAAACUGUGCUAACAAGCGGUCUAAAGCUCAGGAGAAGGAUCAACAGUCCGACGAGGAGAAGGACAACGAACUGGACGAGGAAGAAGAAAAGCGUAGAACAGAUGCAUUGUGGGCGGAUUUUCUUGGCGGUAGUAGUAGCAACAGCACCAGCAAUACAGAACAGUUGGACAGGUCCACUUCUGUUCGGAACAGUAAAACUAAGGACGAGGUGAAAAAAGUGGUUACGGAUACAAAAUCGGCACCCAGGAUGCCGAAAGCGAUCGAGAAGGAAAAACCAACCGUAGCCCAACUGUUCGAAUUUGCUGGUGAACAGAUAGUGCUGAAAGACGACAGUAGCAGAAAUACUGCUAACAUCAAGGAAGAGGCGUCGUCUUUGUCCAGCGUAUCGAAAACAUUGGCACUGAAAAAUGCCGCAACACGGGGUGGUAGUGGCUUGGGGUCAGUAUUAGAUCAAAUCAGUAAAAAAAACAAACUGAGCACACUGGAGAAAACGAAGCUUGACUGGACCAGCUUCAAGCGGCAGGAAGGCAUCGAGGAAGAGCUACAAACUCACAACAAAGGAAAGGAUGGGUUUCUUGAGCGGCGCGAUUUUCUGGAGCGGACAGAUUUGCGCCAGUUUGAGAUAGAGAAAUCCUUCCGACAGACGAAACGAAGCAACCGAUAAUGCAAAUAAUGGGAUGCGUGCAUUUAAUUCCAGCUUCGAUUCACAGCUUCAUAAUGUUCAAUGCUCCAGUUAAGUAAAAAGUAUGCAAACUCAAACAUACUAAAACUAUACGUGUAAUAAAUAGACGAAGCGGUCCGAGAGGUGUAGCUGAUAGCGGUGGCGAUUCUCUCACACAAUAGAACCGAUAGAAAAUCCCGUCCGAAUCGUUUUCCCAUAAGAAAGUUAGACUAUCCGGUAAUGUAAUCAAUUGAAAUUUAGUAAGCCAGUUAUGGCAGGUAUAUGCUCAGUAGGUCAUUAUCCCAGAAAGAAGAACCGACUUGUAUCAGUGUAUUCGUAAAAAUAUAACUAAAUCUUAUCAUUUAUAUUGUAUCCACAUAUAAUGUAAUUGCAAACAU